This is a messenger RNA of Melampsora larici-populina 98AG31, 1208 nucleotides long. RefSeq lists its product as uncharacterized. The coding region runs from base 72 to 662 and encodes 196 amino acids. NCBI's taxonomy places the organism in Eukaryota, Fungi, Basidiomycota, Pucciniomycetes, Pucciniales, Melampsoraceae. The record is from RefSeq and is a predicted model, not a curated record. The transcript has 4 exons.
AUCAUUCACAACACCUUCUUUAUUAUUAGCAAUCUUAGAAUCUUUAUUAGAAAGAAGAUUUUUAAAUUUGAAUGGUAUGUCACUUGAUCUUCAUCCUACAAUUUGUUUUUCUAAUAGUUGACUUUUUUCUCGUCGGUGUAGAUCCGAUUAGAACAUCCAGAACAACUCAAUCUCGUGAAAAAUGUUUAAAAAUCUUACUUACAAUCCUAGAUGAAUCAUUAGAUUAUGAACUAGAUCAAUGGUCAUCAAGUUCUAUUAAUUUAACCAAACUAAAUCAAAACCAAACCCACGAAUUGAUAAAGUUAGUUAAUGGUUUGAUCAAACUUUCAAUCAAAUGUAAUAAUCCAUCAAUCGGAUUGAUAGAACCUUCAAUUCAAUCUGAUCAUCAAAUCACAUUUGACAAUUCUAUUUCAACUGAAUUGAAUCCCAUCAAAUAUAAACCUAAUAAAACAAGUCUACCUACCAGUACCGCUACUCUUACCACUCAACUUGCUUCAUCCUUGUCUUCAAAUGCUUCAUCUUAUUCGACAUUCAAGCCCACCCGAAUGAAUUUCAAAUCAAAUUUCAGCUCACCCAUCGCAUCCCCACUAUCCCAAUCCUCACCAAACCAUCAACGAGCAGGAUCAUCAACAACAAGUACACUAAGAAGAUCAUUAAAUUAAAGAAUUUAUUAGAACCACUACAAGCUCAAUUAAAAAGACCUCAAACGCCUCGUAAUUAGAUGGAAUAGAUGAUGAUGAUCCAUUUGUUUCGAUUGAAACUCGUAAAGUAACUUGAAUUUUAACCCUUCAAAACCUUUUAUACGUUUUACUUCUUCUACAUCCUCCGUGACUUCAAAUCAAACACCUUUCUAUGAAGAUACAUAUUCUCCCAAGAUUUUAUUAGCAUCAAAUGGAGCGAAACUAUCAUUAAUCGAAUCCGAUAUUAACAAAUUCGAAAACUCAAAUCAAUCCAUCGAAAUCAAUUCAGAUUGGAUUACUGAAACUUCUUUACAAAAUGAAAAAGCAGUAGAAGCAGAAGCAGAAGUUGGAGUUCGGAUUAGAGUUUCAAGAUUAGAAACUUGGAUUGAAAAUUUAAAUGGAAAAGACAAAUUCAAAGAAAAGAUUGGGUUAGGUAGAAAAAAGUUUGAUAGGAUUUGUGAUGAUGAAGCAGAAGCAGAAGACGAAGAAGAAGAUUGGAUUUAAAUGUUAAGGAUUUUGGGGUCUUGU